GACAGCGAUCUUAUAUACAUGUAAUCAUCGACAAUCGGUUAUAUCAAUAUUCUAAUUAUCCACAGGCUCAGUCCACUUGUAGUGUACACAACAUGCAUAUUUACUCUUCCUUUCUUGUGUUACAGAGAAAUUUAUAUCUUACUUUGUGUUUCCUCGAAAAAUUUUAAUUUCUAAUAAAAGUAAAUAAUAAAUUCAUGUUUUUCUAAAGAAUUAGCAGAUGAAGAAAAGACAAAGAAAUUUUGUAUUUGUACAACGGUGUAUCUUAUGUAAACAUAUUUAUAUACAUUUUGACGAUCGACCCAGACGUUCUGGACAUUGUAUAUGAUAAUUACACGAUUUGAUAACUUAUAAUAAUUUUCAUAUAAAUUUAACUCAAGUUUUUUUUCUGUAAUCAUGGCUAAUAAUCCAGUAGUCUUUCAAAUGACCGAUUCGAUCCAAGCAUGGCUAAAAUUCUUGGAGGUAUAUAUUAAUGAGCCAGCAGUAAAUAAAAGUGUACGACAAAUAGAAUUUUUAGCAACUACAAUAAAAGGAGACAAUAAAGUGGCUUGGUUAUUAAAGGCGAUAACUUUCAUCGAUUUAACUACCUUGACUGGUUCCGAUACAAGCAGCAACAUAGAAGAAUUAUGUAAAAAAGCUGUGAAUCCUACAGAUAAGUUGCCAUUUGAAUGGAAGAAACCACUUCAUACAGCUGCCAUUUGUGUUUAUCCAUCCAGAGUGAAAGAUGCAGUUAAGGCAUUAAAGAAAUUAAAGAAGACAGAUGUGAAAGUUGCAAGUGUGGCAGCGGGAUUUCCUUCUGGACAAUAUCCAUUAGAGACUCGAUUACAAGAAGUGCGCUGUGCCAUAGAAUAUGGAGCACAGGAAAUAGAUGUUGUGAUCGAUCGAUCAUUAGUCUUAAAUCAUGAAUGGUUAAAAUUGUUCGAAGAGUUAUCGGCUAUUCGUACAAUUUGCAACGAGAAAGAAUCAAUAUGUCUGAAAGUCAUAAUAUCAACAGGAGAUUUACUUAAUUUGAAAGAGGUGUACAAAGCAUCUAUGGUAGCUUUAUUUGCUGGCGCUAAUUUUAUUAAGACAUCUACAGGGAAAGAGGAUAAGAAUGUGACAUUGCAAGAAGGAAUUGUUAUGUGUAGAGCGAUAAAGGAAUACGAAAGACUAACCAAUUUCAAGAUUGGCUUUAAACCUGCUGGAGGCAUUAAGACCGCGGCUCAAGCUCUAGAAUGGAUGGUCCUGAUUAAAGAAGAAUUAGGAAAAGAUUGGUUGACAAGUAAUCGUUUCAGAAUUGGUGCAUCUUCUCUAUUAGACGAAAUUCUUGAAACAAUUUCCAACGAAUAUAACGUAGUUGAAGAGGUAUCAGCAGAUGUCAACGAAGAGAUACCUAAAAGUGAACAAAAGACAGAAAAAACCCAAGAAGAAACGGAAAAAGCUAAAGAGGAUUCAAAGAAUUAGGUCUGAUGGAAAUAGUGAUAAAAUAUUUUUAUUGUUUUUAUACAUUCACAAAUCGCAAAUUUGAAUAUGAUUUAUCUUCCUCGACAAAUUAAAAUAAU
This is a messenger RNA of Pogonomyrmex barbatus (red harvester ant), 1538 nucleotides long. It is a transcript of the gene Dera, whose product is annotated as deoxyribose-phosphate aldolase. NCBI's taxonomy places the organism in Eukaryota, Metazoa, Arthropoda, Insecta, Hymenoptera, Formicidae. Gene Ontology annotation, biological process: carbohydrate catabolic process; deoxyribonucleotide catabolic process. The record is from RefSeq and is a predicted model, not a curated record. Gene Ontology annotation, cellular component: cytoplasm. Gene Ontology annotation, molecular function: deoxyribose-phosphate aldolase activity.